AUGACCGAUCAGAAAAAGCAAACUGUAUUCGAUAAAAUAGGGCAAAAACUUUCUACUAUUAAAGACGAUAUUGCAGACAGAGUUGAAACAAUAAAACAUUCUCAAAGUAGUAGCAAUAGUUUUGUUAUGAGAACAAAUAUGGAAAAUGACACAGUUGUUAUUGAAAAGAAAGAUCCAGCACCAUCACCAUCACAUCUGAGAAAGCAUGGUGAUGAUAGUAGUUCACUCGCGGGGAUUAUCGGAAAUCAGUCGUCCACAACAGAUCGUCAUAAUUCAGUGUCAUCACUCAGUAAAAGUAAUAUCAGCACAUUAAGUGCUCCGAUUAACACAUCGUUUAUUCGUUCGGAUUCUCAUCGUUUAUUACAAGAUCUAUUAUCAACAGAGAACAGUGCUCAAGCGAAAGAUAAGUUGAUGUCGUCUGUACGUCAGGAAAUGUUUACCGGAGCACGUACAGCAAGUGAAAGUGGAAGUGAAGAUUAUGUUAUUCAUAAGGUCGAUUCACAAGGAACGCUAGUUAAACCACUACCUAUUUAUGGAAAUGAAAUAAGUACAAAAAAACCGACAAUGUUAUUAAGUGGUCCAAAAUUUAGAGCACAUACUGUUGAACCAGAAAAUCAAUUGACAAGAGAUACAAUUAAACCUAUAUCGAUCGCUAUUGGUGUAAUAUCAAUAAUAAUUACACUAUGGAAGCCAAUAUCAUCCUUUUUCAGUGGUUUUAGCGUUGGUUUUAUGUUUGCUACAGCUGUUUGCGUUAUAUUAGUUAAAAUGUACACAAAUGCCAAAGCUGAUGAAGGUGUUGUGCAUGAAUGGAUUGACUUUCCUCAAUUAGAACAAAUAUUAGCAGAAAAAACAGCUAAAGAGGACAAAUCCACAUCUUUACAUACUUGUGGUGAACUUAUAUUUGGCCGUUAUGACGCUGAUCGCGAUGAUAAAUAUGUUCGCUAUCCAUGUGUUAUUCAUCUUGAACAAUACCGUCUUAUUAUACAAUUACCAACAAAAGCAGUUAUUGGAUCAGACAAGAAAGAGAAAGAAGUUAAAUUUAUCGGCUAUAGAGAAUAUAUAGUUAAAGAAGCCAAAUUAAUUCUCGUACCAGAAGCAACGUUAGCACGCAUAAAAUAUUGGCUAGCUGAAUAUCCAAUUGUUAUACAAGAUAUGAAAAUAUCAGAUAAGAAAAUAUUUGAUAAUGAAAAUUUGGAAAAAUCAAAAUUUGAUACAGAUGAUUUUUUUAAUAAUCCUACAACGACAAUGUCGCUAUUUUUUGAAACCGGGCCAGCUAAAGAAGAAUGGUUUCAUAAAUUAUCAUUAGUUCUACGACAAGGUAAAGAUGAAAUUGAACGAGCGAAUCGUCUAUCAAUGGGUGCUCCAUCGGCUCCCGGAAUUCAAACGUCAUCAUCGCGUGACAAUGUGUCAGUGACAAUUGCUGAAAUGCCAGUACCACUUGUUAAUCGAAACACAGACACCCGUACGGUAUUAGACGAUCGGGUUCAAAUGAAAGAAUCUGAGAAUGUCGGUCCCCCGUAUGCUGACACAAUGAAUGCAGACAAAACACAAACGGAAUCGUUACGUGAACAAAUAACUAAUGAACAUAUUCAAAACGAUAUUACACAAGCGAAAUUACAAGCUGAAGAAUUGAGACGUGAAAAUAUUGAAAAAGAGAAAGACAAAAAGCCGAAAGAUUCAGAUGCCACUGGUACACAACGUACAGCAUCAAUGAAAAAAAAAUUUAAAAAACAAGAAGAAACAGUAGAAGUAUUAUUACAAUCGCACGAUUGUUUAGAUGAAGCAGCCAUAACAUUGAAUUUUCUUGCAAGAAGAUUAUUAUGUGAUAUAUUCGAAGAGCCGUUGUUCAAAGAUUUAAUGAAAGAAAAAGUCGAAUUAAAAUUAAAAGAAAUAGCUGUUUCCGUACUAGGUGAAUUGAAAGUUGAAAAAAUUGACUUAGGCAAUACGUUUCCUGUCAUUUUGAAAGUUGAACCAAUGCAAUGGAAUUCAAAAGGAAUAUGGUUUAAUUUAUUCGUAUUUUAUCGUGGAAGUUUUAAAAUCACAAUUAAAACAAAAUUACAUUUACAAAAAUUACUUCAUUAUAAUCCUACUCAUGAUGAUCCAAUGUUUCAGCAACAUCGUUCCGCGCAACUCGUUCAUAAAAUGGAAGAAAAAAUUGAUGAUGACGAUGUAGAAGCGCAGAAAAAACUUCUAGCCAAAGAACCUGAAGUACCAGAAAAUGUUGCAUCACGUAAACUUGGCACAUUGUUACAAAAAUUGGCAACAAGCAAACAUUUUCAACGAUUUGCAGCAUUAAAACCUGUCGCUGGCGUUAUUGAAAAGUUAUCUGGCACAGAAGUAGGUGCCAAUGUUGAAUUAACAAGUUUCUCUGGUGUAAUGACAAUCAAUAUUCCUCCACCACCAAGUGAUCGUAUCUGGAUUGGUUUUCCUGAAUUACCUGAUUUAACCCUUAAAGUGACACCAGUAUUUGGCGAAAGUAAAUAUUCAUACAAUAUUAUACAUGAUUUUCUAGAAGAUGAAAUGAAACGUUUACUUGUGUUACCAUCCAUGGAUGAUCAAUUAUUAUCGUUCUUUCGUGACUGGGUUAUCGAUGCUAUUGGUGAUAUUGCGUCCAAGGAUGUUAACCCGUCAACUGAUAAUGUUAAAGCUAAUCAGUCUGGUAUACGUGAAUAUUUCACUGAACAUAACGCUUAUAAAGAUUUGAAUCAAGCCAGUGGAUCAAACGUCGCAGGCAGUAGUUUUUCAUCAGUCGAAAAAACUACACCUCCACCUCCAAAUAAAUCACGUCAUCAUCAAAAAUCCACAAGUAGUAAUCAAAAUGAAUCAAAUGAAAUGGAUCUUGGAGAGGAAAUGACAGAAUUUUGA
This is a messenger RNA of Didymodactylos carnosus, 2865 nucleotides long. Lineage: Eukaryota; Metazoa; Rotifera; Eurotatoria; Philodinida; Philodinidae. The record is from the annotation of a GenBank genome assembly.